AAUGCGGGAAAUUUUUAAAGAAAAUCCGUAGAAUAAUGUAAAAGUUUUAAUCACAACUCGGUACUCAAAUUCCAUAUUGGCAGUCUACAGUCUACACGGUUUAAGAGUAUGAGUUUUAUAUCAGUAAUACCUUGCCUCACCAGAUGGACUAAUAGAUUGAGUGCUCUGUCGAGCGUCCACAGACUAGUACAGAUUAAUGUACAGAGGUCUAUGAACAGUGACAUACCGAAAUCGAAAGUACUGCAGAGUUUACCUGUACUUGAAAUAUCAAGCAAUGGAGAAUAUUCCAGUCAAAAUAUUCCAAUUAAAGAAAUUUUGAAAAAAGGGAAUAAUAAACUUCAUCUCAGAGAUCUACGAUUGUUUGCAAAAGUUGAGAGCAGUAAGUUAUGUGCUAUCCUACCAAGACCCCAGGCUGCUUGUUUUAUACUGGAGAUGGAGAGCAUAAGACUGAUCUGUUUUAAGGAAACCUGCUUAAUGCUGGAUAACAAAUCCGUCCUUCAAGAUGAAUUCUUUCAGCAUAUCAUGGCAAGCUUGUCUGGUGAAAACAUAAAAACCACGGAGCCUAGUUCCUUUCUAAAUCUUUACCAAACCAGUACAGAGAACGUCGAGUUCGCCUAUAAAGUGCUUGAGAGCGCCUUGGCAGUUUUAGUGGCAAAGUAUGAUAGAUAUAUCAGUAUCAUAAAGCCUGCAGCAGAUCUCCUGUCUGCUAAGAUAGCAGCAGAUCCACAAUCUGCCUCUCUCAGACGUAUGCUAGCGAUCAAGAAGAGCUUAGGAGUAUUCGAACGCAGUAUAGAGAAUAUGAUUCGGAUGCUACAGGGAUUACUGAGUAAAGAUGAAGAUCUCAUUGGUCUGUAUUUAUCUGAACAUGAGAGAAGGGUUGGGCAUCAUGAAGAGGUUGAGGUACUCCUUCAAUCCUAUCUAGCAGAUCUAGAGGAUAUGCUGACGACGAUUCGGAAUAUCAAGUCUAGUAUAGAUGACACAAACCAGUAUAUUAACGCUCAUCUAGGUACCUUGAGAAACGAGAUGAUCAGCUGGAGUCUGUAUAUGGAAAUGACGGGUGUUUGUAUGGGUGCAGGUUCUCUAGCUUCUGGUCUUAUGGGAAUGAAUUUAAUCCACGGACUAGAGGAGAAUCCGUACGCUUUCUUCGUAUUCACAUUUGGUAUGACGGGAUGCAUGCUUCUAGCAUUUGCUCGGUUCCUCACAUACUACAGGUCACUUUGGGAAGAUACAUCAAGUGCACAUAGUUUCAAGGUUAUAAAGAACUUCAUGAUGUACGUUGAAACGUUAGAGGAGGAGAUGAGUGGGGGGAAGAGUGAAUUAUCAGAGAAGGAGUUCAAGGACGCAUUGAACAGGAUUACAGGAGACAAGGUUCCAGAAGAAGAAGCUGAGUUCAUAUUCAGAAUGUUUGAUAAAAACAAGGAUAGAAAGAUUGAUACAAAUACAGAACUAAAUUUGUCAUCUUCUGGCGAUCGUAAAUAUAAGAGAAAUAACUAGA
This is a messenger RNA of Eurytemora carolleeae, 1495 nucleotides long. Its product is annotated as mitochondrial inner membrane magnesium transporter mrs2. Gene Ontology annotation, molecular function: magnesium ion transmembrane transporter activity. The transcript has 3 exons. Gene Ontology annotation, cellular component: membrane. Bases 109 to 1494 code for a protein of 461 amino acids. The record is from RefSeq and is a predicted model, not a curated record. Gene Ontology annotation, biological process: transmembrane transport; magnesium ion transport. Lineage: Eukaryota; Metazoa; Arthropoda; Copepoda; Calanoida; Temoridae.